This is a messenger RNA of Caenorhabditis remanei, 336 nucleotides long. RefSeq lists its product as uncharacterized. The transcript is spliced from 2 exons. The record is from RefSeq and is a predicted model, not a curated record. Bases 1 to 336 code for a protein of 111 amino acids. Lineage: Eukaryota; Metazoa; Nematoda; Chromadorea; Rhabditida; Rhabditidae.
AUGGAUCUUCUGUUUUUGAAUGUUUUACUACCUCUAGUCUCUGAAAUUCUGUAUAAUCUGGUGGAAAACUUACUUGAUGAACUCGAGCUCGUUGUUACGAGCCUGGCGAGCCAACUCCGCAGCCGAUCCAUCGCUGAAGGUGGCGAGACGUGGCUCGACGGAGUAAGCAGCGACGCUUUGGCUGGUGGAGAUGGCGAUGAACGCGAUGGCGGCGACGAUGAUGAGAAGACGCAUGUUUUGGUGUCAGGGGACCCUGAAAACUGGGAUAAUUUGAUAGGGCGGGAGCUCAACGAAACCCAAAACCUGGGCUCGGAGCUCUGGGAUCUGACAUUCUAG